GACGCGACCAUGUCGGAGGUGCUGCCCUACGGCGACGAGAAGCUGAGCCCCUACGGCGACGGCGGCGACGUGGGCCAGAUCUUCUCGUGCCGCCUGCAGGACACCAACAACUUCUUCGGCGCCGGGCAGAGCAAGCGGCCGCCCAAGCUGGGCCAGAUCGGCCGGAGCAAGCGCGUUGUUAUUGAAGAUGAUAGGAUCGAUGACGUGCUGAAAACCAUGACCGACAAGGCACCUCCUGGUGUCUAACUGCCCCCAAAGACAAUGUGUUGAGGGAAGGAAUAAGAAGAGUGGCGGGCUGUGACAGUUACUGACAAAAAGCAUGAGGAGGAGAAAGCACUUUGGAAUUUAUUAUUAGCUUGCUACCUACGAUGAAAUCGACAACCUGUGUCUCAAGUCAGGCCGGGAGACA
Rattus norvegicus (Norway rat) is the source of this 409-nucleotide messenger RNA. RefSeq names its product calcium/calmodulin-dependent protein kinase II inhibitor 1 (gene Camk2n1). NCBI's taxonomy places the organism in Eukaryota, Metazoa, Chordata, Mammalia, Rodentia, Muridae. The transcript has 2 exons. The record is from RefSeq and is marked provisional. Gene Ontology annotation, cellular component: dendrite; synapse; postsynaptic density. Gene Ontology annotation, molecular function: protein kinase inhibitor activity. The coding region runs from base 10 to 246 and encodes 78 amino acids.